AUGGCUGUUGCGAAUAUCGUUAAGACAUCACUUUGUCCCGUCGGACUCGACAAGAUGUUAGUGGAUGAUAUUGGGGAUGUAACCAUUACUUUUUUCUCUUGCUUUUGUUUGAAGGAAAGUCUCUUGGUUUCUCAUCCACAAUGCUGCAAAGCGACGGACGAUGGAUCAAGUACUUCUGCUGGCCGUGUAUUUCAAGCUCUUGGCGACCACUUGCUAAGAAUGAAAUUGUCAACUACUUAUGAAGGCGAGCGUGUCUGUAUUACAGCCUUGGAUCCAUCAAGCGGUUAUUUCUUUUGGACCAUAAAACAUACAUUUUCCGAUGCUUAUCUUGUGUCUGUCUAA
Microthlaspi erraticum is the source of this 342-nucleotide messenger RNA. The record is from the annotation of a GenBank genome assembly. NCBI's taxonomy places the organism in Eukaryota, Viridiplantae, Streptophyta, Magnoliopsida, Brassicales, Brassicaceae.